Pipistrellus nathusii (Nathusius's pipistrelle) is the source of this 3306-nucleotide messenger RNA. NCBI's taxonomy places the organism in Eukaryota, Metazoa, Chordata, Mammalia, Chiroptera, Vespertilionidae. The record is from the annotation of a GenBank genome assembly.
AUGGACGCCGUCAACGCCUUCAACCAGGAGCUCUUUUCACUUAUGGAUAUGAAACCUCCCAUCUCUCGAGCCAAGAUGAUUCUCAUCACAAAAGCUGCUAUUAAAGCCAUUAAGCUUUAUAAGCAUGUAGUUCAAAUAGUAGAAAAGUUCAUCAAAAAGUGUAAACCAGAAUACAAGGUUCCAGGAUUAUAUGUAAUCGACUCAAUUGUACGACAGUCUCGUCAUCAGUUUGGAACUGAUAAAGAUGUUUUUGGGCCAAGAUUCUCUAAAAACAUAACCGCCACAUUCCAAUAUUUAUAUCUGUGUCCAUCAGAAGAUAAGAGUAAAAUAGUUCGUGUGCUGAACCUUUGGCAAAAAAACGGAGUAUUCAAAAUAGAAAUUAUCCAGCCCCUUCUGGACAUGGCCGCAGGCAACAGCAGCGCCGUGCCGGGCGCAGACAGCGUCGCCAACAACGAAGGUUCACCGCUGCCUCCAGUUAAAGUUUCUUCCGAGCCACCCCUGGUCACUGCAAACUCUGUGCCCUCCGUGCAGCAGCUGCCCAGCUCAGACGCUUUUGCUGCUGUGGCCCAGCUGUUUCAGACGACCCAAGGGCAGCAGCUUCAGCAGAUCCUUCAGACUUUUCAGCAGCCUCCAAAACCACAGUCUCCCGCCAUCGACAACGCAGUGAUGGCUCAGGUGCAGGCCAUCACCGCUCAGUUAAAGACCACCCCGGCGCCGGCGCCAGAGCAGAAGGCCACGGCGUUUGACAAGAAACUACUUGAUCGAUUUGAUUAUGACGAUGAGCCAGAAGCUGUGGAAGAAUCGAAGAAAGAAGAUGCUGCUGCCGCCGCCGCCGCCGCUGCUGCUGCUGCGGGUACCACCUCUGCUGCUGCCGCACCUGCUGCUGUCCCGGCCCCGCCCACUGCUGCCGUGCCCACCGCGUCUCCCCCACAGGCGCCCUUUGGGUAUCCUGGAGAUGGCAUGCAGCAGCCAGCGUACCCCCCACAUCAAAACAUGGACCCGUUCCAGCCUCCGAUGAUGGCAAUGCCGCAGGACCCCGUGCACCAUCAGGUCCAGGUUCCGCUUCCUCCUAAUGGACAGAUGCCGGCGUUCAGCCUUCUGCCCCCACCGGCGUUCCCCGCGCUGGCUCCGCCUGUGCUUCCUCCGACCGCCCCCGUGCAGCAGCCGUUCCCGGCCCCGUUCCCGGCCCCCAGCGAGCCCCUCACCCAGAAAGCACAUCAGGAAAUGAAAGUAGAACAGCCUUGUAUUCAAGAGGUGAAGCGGCAUAUGUCGGAUAACAGAAAGUCGAGAUCUAGGUCAGCAUCCAGGUCACCGAAGAGGAGGCGCUCCAGGUCUGGCUCUAGAUCUCGGCGGUCUCGGCAUCGACGCUCUCGAUCUCGGUCCCGGGACAGACGCCGCCACUCUCCUCGCUCUCGGUCCCAAGAAAGACGGGACCGAGAGAAAGAGAGGGAGCGCCGGCAGAAGGGCCUUCCUCCCGUCAGGUCCGAGACCGCGAGCGUUUGUAGCACUACCCUCUGGGUGGGACAGCUGGACAAAAGGACGACUCAGCAGGACGUUGCCAGUCUCCUAGAAGAGUUUGGUCCAAUUGAAUCGAUUAAUAUGAUUCCUCCCAGAGGCUGUGCCUACAUUGUCAUGGUUCAUAGGCAAGACGCCUACCGGGCCCUGCAGAAGCUGAGCCGAGGAAACUAUAAAGUGAACCAGAAGUCCAUAAAGAUUGCCUGGGCCUUAAACAAAGGCAUCAAGGCCGACUAUAAGCAGUACUGGGAUGUGGAGCUGGGUGUGACUUACGUUCCUUGGGACAAAGUCAAGCCUGAGGAGCUGGAGAGCUUUUGUGAAGGAGGCAUGUUGGACAGCGACACACUUAACCCAGAGUGGAAAGGAAUCACCAAGAAGCAUGAGAACGAAGUUGCUCAGAAUGGAGGGGCGGAGAGCUCCCAUGCAGAGCCAGUGUCGCCCGUCCCCAAGCCUUUGCCCGUGCCUGUCCCUCCCAUUCCCGUCCCCGCACCGAUCACAGUGCCUCCCCCACAGGUCCCCCCACAUCAGCCGGGGCCUCCUGUGGUCGGUGCGCUCCAGCCGCCCACUUUCACGCCGCCUCUGGGAAUUCCGCCGCCCGGCUUCGGUCCUGGCGUUCCCCCGCCGCCGCCGCCUCCACCCUUUUUACGGCCAGGAUUCAACCCCAUGCAUUUACCACCAGGUUUCCUUCCUCCUGGACCCCCACCUCCCAUAACGCCACCAGUGUCCAUUCCUCCUCCGCACACUCCGCCCAUCAGCAUCCCAAACUUGGUGUCUGGGGCUAGAGGAAACGCCGAGUCUGGUGACAGCGCGAAAAUGUAUGGCUCUGCCGCUCCGCCCGCCACGCCCGCGAGCCUGCCCACCCCUCCGGUGACCCAGCCCAUCUCACUCAUGGGUUCUCAAGGAGUGGCGCCCGGGCCUGUGAUUGGGCUGCAGGCCCCGUCCACGGGCCUUCUGGGGGCCCGCCCCGGGCUGAUCCCCCUGCAGCGCCCGCCGGGCAUGCCUCCGCCUCACCUGCAGCGCUUCCCGCUGAUGCCGCCCCGGCCCAUGCCGCCCCACAUGAUGCACCGGGGCCCGCCGCCCGGCCCCGGGGGCUUCGGCAUGCCCCCGCCCCACGCCAUGAAAGGCCCCUUCCCGCCGCACGGCCCCUUCGUGCGGCCUGGGGGCAUGCCGGGGCUCGGGGGCCCGGGGCCGGGCCCGGGGGGCCCCGAAGACAGAGACGGGAGGCAGCAGCAGCAGCAGCAGCAGCCGCCCCCCACGCAGCCCCAGCAGCCGCCGCCCGCGCAGCAGCCGCCCCCCGCGCAGCAGCAGCCGCCCUUCAGGAACGACAGCAGGCAGCAGUUCGGUUCGGGGAGAGACCAGGAGAGGUUCGGGAGGCGGUCCUUCGGCAAUAGGGUGGACAGCGAGCGGGACCGCUACGGCAGCCGCGGCGACGAGAGGGAGAACAGCGGCCGCGAGAGGCGGGAGUGGGGACGGAGGAGCCCUGAGCGGGACAGACACAGAGACGCCGAGGACAGAGGCCGGCGGGCUGGUGGGCACCGCGACCGCGAGAGAGAUUCGAGGGAUAGGGAGCCCCGCCGGGAGAAGGAGGAGGCCCGGGCCAAGGAGAAGGCCGAGGGGGCCGACAGGGCCGCCGAGCCGCCCCCGGCCCAGGCGGGGGGCACAGACCCCGCCCCGGACCUCGCCCAGGGGGCGGCCGAGCCGGCGCCCGCCCCGCCUGCCGAAGAGCGGCCCGCAGAGGCUACCUCACCCGCAGACCCGGAGAAGGACCCCGCGGCGGCCGAGGCCCGCUAG